AAAGUAUUUGAACAGAGUCCCUUUUUUCGGUUUUCGUCCUGUGGCUUCGUCUGUAACGCGAGAGCGAUCCGACGGCGUCCGAAUUCACGAAGAGUAAUUUCCCGGGAAAAUUUUCACAAACCACAUGGAAUCUUGCCCUUCCAUUAAAAACAUUCUUCUUUUGGAUUCCGAAGGGAAACGUGUAGCUGUCAAGUAUUAUUCAGAUGACUGGCCUACAAAUAGUGCAAAGGAAGCUUUUGAGAAAGCCGUUUUCACCAAAACUCAGAAGACGAAUGCUCGAACAGAGGCGGAGAUAGCAAUGUUUGAAAACAAUAUAGUGGUUUACAAGUUUGUUCAAGACCUUCAUUUUUUUGUUACGGGUGGAGAAGAUGAAAAUGAGCUCAUUUUAGCAUCCGUUCUUCAGGGAUUUUUUGAUGCUGUGGGCAUUCUUCUUAGGGGUAAUGUAGAAAAGAAGGAGGCACUUGAGAACUUGGACCUCAUUUUACUAUGUCUCGAUGAAAUUAUUGACGGAGGCAUUAUUCUCGAGACAGAUGCAAAUGUCAUUGCAGGGAAGGUCGCAAGUCAUAGCAUUGACACUGGUGCUCCUUUGUCUGAACAGACAAUAAGUCAGGCAUUGGCCACAGCUCGCGAACAUCUAGCAAGAUCUCUUCUUAAAUGAUAUGUUUGGCUGAUAAAAGUGAGUGAGUCCUACCCGGAAAAGGGGGAAAAGAAUCAGGUUGAGAUAACCUGGUGUUUUGAUAAAAGAUGAUUAAUGUUGAGUUAUCAAUAGCCUCAUGUGUUGUAUAUUCCGCUCAUAUUCUGCUGUGUGCCUUCGGCUAAACCUGAUUUUUGGAUUUGAGCAGAUGUGGUGCAUUGUGAGAUUAUGUUAAAUGUGGAGUUACCAGAUUUUCUGAAUCAAUGUCUUAAUUUUUUUUUU
This is a messenger RNA of Momordica charantia (bitter melon), 916 nucleotides long. RefSeq names its product coatomer subunit zeta-1. The record is from RefSeq and is a predicted model, not a curated record. Gene Ontology annotation, biological process: intracellular protein transport; retrograde vesicle-mediated transport, Golgi to endoplasmic reticulum; intra-Golgi vesicle-mediated transport. Gene Ontology annotation, cellular component: COPI vesicle coat. NCBI's taxonomy places the organism in Eukaryota, Viridiplantae, Streptophyta, Magnoliopsida, Cucurbitales, Cucurbitaceae.